Rhizophagus irregularis DAOM 181602=DAOM 197198 is the source of this 2265-nucleotide messenger RNA. RefSeq lists its product as uncharacterized. Gene Ontology annotation, molecular function: triacylglycerol lipase activity. The record is from RefSeq and is a predicted model, not a curated record. Gene Ontology annotation, biological process: lipid metabolic process. NCBI's taxonomy places the organism in Eukaryota, Fungi, Glomeromycota, Glomeromycetes, Glomerales, Glomeraceae.
AUGUCUUCGCAUAGAUCAACAACAUCAUCAUCUCGUACAACAUCACGAAAGCAUUCAACAACAAUCAAAUCCACAUCAACCAAAAAACUUUCUCGAAAUACAAUUGAUGAAUAUACUUUAGAUUAUGUAAAUGAAGAUCAUAUAGAAGCAUUUGCUAAAGCAUUAGCGGAAGAUCCUGAACAGGAUUCUACUGAACAUAUUGCUGCAGUUACAGAUUUUAUGCCUAUUAGACAAAAAAUUAAAAAGAAGAAACCUAAAGUACCAAAUGGAUUUGACGGUAUUUCUUAUCAUAUCGUUAGAUUCCCUUUAAUGUUAUCCAUUUUUAUUGUUAUUGCCUUUGAAUUGUUAUGUUAUGUUUUGGUUAGACAAAUAGUAAAUCUUUGGGAAUAUUUUAUUCAGUGGAGAGGUGAAAGAUAUUUAUUAAGAGAAAAAUUACGUCAUUCCACAACAUAUAAAGAAUGGAAAGAAGCAGCACAGCAACUUGAUUCAUAUUUUCAUUAUGAUGAAUGGAAAUAUGAAACUCCAUUCGGUUAUUAUGAUUUUAAUUUAUUACAAAAAGUUAAUAAAGAUUUAAAAAAAUUGAGAGAUUCAUCAUCUUUAUCUAGUAAUGAUUCUCAAUCUUUGUUAAAGAGUGUCUUGCAAAAUUGUGUUAAAAAUAAUUUUGCUGGAGUUGAAAAUGUAAGAUUAUAUUCUCAAACUUAUUUUGGUACGAAAAAGAUUGUUGAAAAUUAUAUUGAUGAAGUGACGGAAUCGCUUAACUAUUUACGAACAUCAAAAUCAUUACCGUUAGAAGAAAAACGUAAAUUAUUCAGAAAUACACAAAAAAAUUAUGGAAGGACAGCAUUAUGUUUAAGUGGUGGUGCAACUUUUGGAUUCUAUCAUUUAGGAGUAGUAAAAGCGUUAUUCGAAGCAAAUUUAUUACCAACAGUUAUAACGGGAACAAGUGCGGGAGGUUUAAUAGCCGCUCUUGUAUGUGUACGUACUGAUGAUGAAUUAGUCCAAGUACUUAAACCAGAAUUAAGUCAAAAACUUACAGCAUGUUCUGAAUCAAUGGAUAUUUGGGUUAAACGUUGGUGGACAUCUGGUUCAAGAUUUGAUGCAGUAGAUUGGGCACGUAAAACUUCAUGGAUUACAAAGGGUAGUUUAACCUUUAGAGAAGCUUAUGAAAGAACCGGUAGAAUACUUAACAUUUCUGUUAUACCUUAUGAUCCACAUUCUCCUCCCAAAGUUUUAAACUAUGUAACAGCGCCUGAUUGUGUCAUAUGGUCUGCAGUUAUUGCCAGUGCAGCAGUUCCAGGAAUCUUGUGUCCAGUUGUUUUGAUGCAAAAAUUAAAGAAUGGAACUAUCAUACCAUAUAAUUAUGGAAAUAAAUGGAAAGAUGGAUCACUUCGCACGGAUAUACCAACUCAAUCAUUACAUAUGCAUUUUAAUGUAAAAAACACAAUAGUAUCACAAGUUAAUCCGCAUAUUCAUUUAUUUUUUUAUGCUCCAAGAGGAUCAGUUGGUAGACCAGUUAGUCAUAGACUUGGUAGAGGAUGGAGAGGAGGAUUUUUAUUGUCAGGUAUUGAACAAUAUUUAAAAUUAGACUUAAGUAAAUGGUUAAAAUGGAUAAGAGAUUUAGAGUUGUUACCUAAAGUUGCUGAUCAAGAUUGGAGUUCUAUUUGGUUACAAAGAUUUGAAGGUAAUAUUACUAUAUGGCCAAAAUCAAAAAUAUCCGAUUUCUUUUAUAUUCUUUCAGAUCCUGAUUAUGAGAGAUUAGAUAAAAUGAUUACAACUGGUCAAAGAGUAACUUGGCCUAAACUUCAUAUGAUUUCAAAUCGAUUAAAAAUUGAGAGGGCAAUACAAAAGGGAAAAGAUCAUGUUAGAAGAGAAGAAAGAAAAAAAUUAAGAUAUCAAAGAAAUGAUGAUGCAACAAAUGAUGUUCAUAUUGGACAUGGUAGAACUAUGUCAUCUCCUUCAAUUGUUCAAUCUCUUAAUACUACUAAUAAUACUAGUGGUGGAAGUGGUAGUGAUUAUUUUGAUCAAUCUAGUAGUGGACAAGAAGAAUCUGAUGAAAUGUUAAUUAACGGUGAAGCCACUGAUAGUGAUAGCAGUAAUGGUGGAAAUUUUAGUGAAAGUAGUAAUAGUAAUAAUGGUAGUAUUGAUGAUGAUGAUGAUGACAUUCUUAAUGAUUUAAAAUAUGAUAUGAUUGCAAGUCAAUCAUCAUCUUCUUCAUCUGAAGAUGAUGGUAUUAUUACUCCUGCAGAUGGACAAGAUUUAAUUUAA